Molecule: messenger RNA, 3530 nt
Organism: Prorocentrum cordatum
Lineage: Eukaryota; Dinophyceae; Prorocentrales; Prorocentraceae
Source: the annotation of a GenBank genome assembly
AUUUCGGCUUAGCUUCCUGCGCAACGUACUAUUAUACUCGGCAUGUUGCAGAGAUGGCGGCAGGGAGUCAAAGUUGCACUACUUGCAACAGCACCUGCUUGCUGCGUUCAUAUUGCGACCGCUGUUCAACUCGCUCAGCUGCAGCUGGUCAUAGGUGACCCGCAGUGCCACACGGCCGUGGUGGGCGAGGAAUGCUACGAACACGUGUUGCGGGCGAUGCGGCUGGGCAUGAAGCGCGACCCGGGCCAGUUCCCGGGCCUGACCAACGAGUCCAGCUUCGAGGAGUUCCAGUCGGCCCUGCACGCGAGGCCCGGGCUGGCCACGGGGUGCCGCAGGCCCUGCGGGUCGCCGCGCCGCGGCGGACCGGCGCCGGCAGGGGAGCGGCUGACGAGGGCGCUGACGGCGCUGGCAGGCGAGCUGUGCGGCACGCCAGUGGCCCAGCGGCAAGGCUCGCGAGGCGACAGUUGCUACAAGAAGGUGCACGACGCGAUGCGGUACGACAUCGCCCGCAGCCCAGAUCGCUACCCGGCCCUGACGCGAGAGUCUGGCGUCGACGACCUCCAGGCGGCUCUGCGUGGCUGGGACAAGCUCGCAGGCGCAUGCUACGAGUCGUGCGAAGCACAGAGCUGGGAGAAUUCGGGGGCGGCGCACUUUAUUGAGAGAGGCUGUCACACUGCGGUCCACGGCGAGCAGUGCCACAGAGAAGUGACGAGAGCGAUGCAGCACGGAAUCCUGGAGCGCCCUGAGACUUACCCGAGUUUGACGGUCAAUUCUAGCUUUGAGGAUUUCCAAAUGUUCCUUCACCAAUCAGACACGCUCUGCCCCAGGCCAUGCCAGCCAGAGAUACAUCUGGCACUAGCGCGGCAGCGACGGCUCGGGCAGGUUUGCCACACUGCCGUCGCGGGAGAACAAUGCCACGAGGAGGUUACCUGGGCGAUGCGGCACGGCAUCCUGAAUCGCCCUCAUUGGUACCCGAAGUUGACACCUGAGUCAAGCUUCGAGGAGUUCCAGGCAUUUCUGCAUGGCACAGACAUGUGGUCUUAUACAUGCCCAAAGCCUUGUGAGGCGCUGAGGAUGGAGACGGAAGGAAGACAGAAGUGGUCACGCGAGCAGGAUUGCCACACGGCCGUCGAGGGUGAGGACUGCCACAGGGAGGUGAGGUGGUCGCUGCGGCACGGUAUCCCAAACCAUCCUGAGUGGUACCCUGCGCUGACGCCCAACUCUAGCUUCGAGGAUGUCCAGGAGUAUCUGCACAGCUUGCAGCCGCUUGCCGAUCUGUGCCCGAAGCCGUGCAGGCAGCUCAAGGCGCUCCUGCCGGGGCUGGCCCCGGCACAGGGCCCACCGCGGACGCGGGAGUGCCGCACUGCUGCCGAAGGCGAGGAUUGCCACCGCGAGGUGGAGUACUUGAUGAAGGAGGGCAUCGUGAAGAGCCCCGGGUGGUACCCUGGCCUGACCCCCCAAUCCAGCUUCCAGGACGUGCAGGACUUCUUGCACUCGAUGCAGCCCCUCGUCAAGAUGUGCCCCGCCAGGGCGUGCAGGGCGCACCAUGCCACGACGGCGCGGACCGAGACCGCACCGUCAGCGCCGCUGCAGCCUGCAGCGGCCCCGCCCGCUGCGGCCAGGGCGGUCCACAAUUACUACUCGAUGGACCCCCUGCCCGCAGUGACAGACUCUGGCGAGGCGAAGCCCAUGGAUAGUGUGACCGCCCGACCUGCAGAGGCCCCGCUUGUGGCGACCGGUUCUGGAGCGGCCGGGACCCUGAUGAAGGAGGCACCGCAGACAGCGACAAAGCCCAUAGAAGCCUGGCCCACGCAGGCGACCCCUCCCACAGCGACCAACUCCGUGGAGGCCCUACCAACGGAAGCCCCACCCGCGGCGACCACAUCUGCGAAUUACUACUCGACCGAGUUCUUGCCCGUGGUGACCGAGAUCGCGGAGGCAUUGCCCUCGCCAGCCGCACCCACGGCGAACAGCACUGCGGAGUUCUCAGUUGCGCAGGCCCCCCCCGCAGCGGCCGGCCCUUGGGAGGCCCCGCGUGAGUCAACGGCUCCGCCAGCGGCGACCAGCUCCGCGGAGGCCCAGACUGCACCGGCGCCGCCCACGGCGCACUUCGAGACGCCGCCUUCGCUGGACAGGGCCCCGGCCAGAGCGACUGAGUCUGAGGCACGGCUUGCGGAGGCCCUACAAACGACGACCACCCUUUGGGAGGCCCAGCCUGCACUGACCCCGCAAGCGGUCACCCAGUCCGUGGAAGCACCCCGCGGGGAGGCACCCCCUGCGGCGAGCAACCCGUGGGAGGGCCAGGCGUCGUUGAUCCCGCCCGCAGCGGCCAGCACGUGGGGGUCUCAGGCCCCACUAGCGGCGGCCGCUCAGUCCCCACUAACGGCGCCCGCAUCCGUAGACCCCCAGCACGCGCAGACCUGGCCCACAGUGGCGAGCCCUUGGGAGGCCCCGCGUGAGUCAACGGCUCCGCCAGCGGCGACCAGCUCCGCGGAGGCGACCGCGCAAGCGCCACCCACGGUGGACCAGCCAGCGCAGGCCCCAUCCGCAGCGGCUAACCCUUGGGAGUCAUGGGGGUAUCAGGCCCCGCCAAGGGCGACCAGCUCCGCAGAGGCCCAGCAUGCGCAUGCCCCCCCCGCAGCGGCAAGCCCUUGGGAGACGUGGGGGAUUCAGGUCCCGCCCAGGGCGACCAGCUCCGCAGAGGCCCAGCAUGCGCAGGCUCCGCCCGCAGCGGCCGGCCCCUGGGAGGCCCCGCGUGAGUCACAAGCCGCGCCAGCGGCGACCAGCUCCGCGGAGGCCCCGUCGGCGCACCAGGCGUCGCUGACCCCGCCCGCAGCGGCCAGCACGUGGGGGUCUCAGGCCCCACUAGCGCCGGCCGCUCAGUCCCCACUGACGCCGCGUGAGUCAAAGGCUCCGCCAGCGGCGGCCAACUCCGCAGAGGCCCAGUCUGCACCGGCGCCGCCCACGGCGCACUUCGAGACGCCGCCUUCGCUGGACAAGGCCCCGGCCAGAGCGACUGAGUCUGAGGCACGGCUUGCGGAGGCCCUACAAACGACGACCACCCCUGGGGAGGCCCCGCCUGCACUGGCCCCGCCCGCGGUCACUGGGUCCGUGGAGGUACCUCGCGCGGAAGCCCAGCACGCGGCGAUUGCCCCUUGGGAGGACCACUCUCUACCAGCCCUACCCGUGGCGACGAAGCCCAUGGAGGCCCCAGCCGAGAAGUUGGCGACCGAGACGGUCCCGGAGGAUUGCGAGCUUGGGCGCUUGCGAAACCGAAAGCCACCCCAUGCAUCAUGUGUGCCAGUCGAGGCCUGCUUGAAACCCUCGGCUGUUUACCCAGCAUCGUUCCCGAAGAAGCCCCAGUGCGAUGUCUGAGGGUCACUUGAGUGGGCCCGAAGAUAACCUUGCCCCUUGCACCGCGGCUCAGGUUGGAGAGGCGCCCUUCUCCAAGGUGGCGGCGCGAGGGCGCGAAGAUGAUCGCGCGACGCGCGGACGUACGUGGCCUAGACUUUCGACUCGGGGGAUUCUCG